Messenger RNA from Liolophura sinensis, 5079 nucleotides. Its product is annotated as IQ domain-containing protein E-like. Gene Ontology annotation, molecular function: protein binding. The transcript is spliced from 25 exons. The record is from RefSeq and is a predicted model, not a curated record. NCBI's taxonomy places the organism in Eukaryota, Metazoa, Mollusca, Polyplacophora, Chitonida, Chitonidae. Bases 354 to 2603 code for a protein of 749 amino acids.
CUUUGUAAUGGAUCUGUAACACAGCGAUUUCGAUUUGUCGCACUCGGCGCUUUCCACUGACAGAAAGACACAUGAUCUGUGUAAUCUGAAGUAACCUUACAACUGCUGUAUUUGUUGUUUUUAGGAAUGUUCUUGGUUCUGUGAGAUGGUUUGAUAGGAGCGUGUUUGGGCUAGCCUCUGUGACAGUGCGCAACACGCGGCAGUGAGACGAUCCCCCCAUACACGCCAGGCUCUUACUGAGGUGUCACCGUGCGAGCUACACCCUCUGAUACCCGACCCCAGGAGGAGGAUGAACUGUGUGGGGAAAAGUUAAUGCAACGUACUGGCGGAGAACAACAGGCUGACAGAUAAAGAUGCCGAAAAAGGAUGAGUAUGAUGAUGACUUUGAGUCUGAAGAGGAACCUGAAACUCUGAUUGCAAAGCCGAUGUCCAAAUCAAAAUCGGGUAACAAACGAGCAUCAAGGAAGGCUAGUAGAAGAACAGGUUCCCCAGCCAGGGUGCGCGCUCAUAGUGCACCCGGGUCAAAGUCUGCACGUGACCUGUGGAUAAAUGCUGUAAAAACAAGAAGUACAGCAAAGCUUGCAAAUGGCCGCCCUCCAGAAAGUCCACGGCGGAAAACGCCCGUUGAGUAUUGGGUAGACACGCUGCGCAGGAGUCGCACAGGUAUCAGCACAGAAAGCACAGGUAUGAAUAGCUUUACAGGACUGAAGAAGGACAACAAACACCUGGCUUACCUGAGUACCCCAUCCUACCUGAGGCAGUUAGCAGGGACAGAGAAGCCCCGCAGAGAGGCAGACCUCACCAAUCGCUCUGCGCCCGGCACACCUGCCUAUAAGUCAUCAGAGGAGUACUAUGAUGAAGUCAUACAGCUCAAAAAGCAAGUAGUGGCCUUAAAUCAUGAAGUGUCAACGGUCAGAGCUAAGCUCAGGAGAACAGAGGAGGACAAUAUCAAAAAGGGUAAAGACAUUGAACAGUUACUAGACCCCAGCAAGAGUGAAGAGCUAAGGCGGACCUUAGGGGACAGGAAGCCCGAGUCUGGAGCGGUUAUACACAGCUUAAAGCAGAAAAUAUUAAAAUUAGAAACCCAGCUCCGAGAUAAAGAGACAGCGUACACAAAGUUACAGAGUGAUUUAAAAACAACUAAGCUAGAUGAGAUGAAGACCCAAAUGGAUGUGUUGUACCAGGAGAUUGUCAGAUUACACAACACUAAAGACACAGGCUUUGGGAAGGCUACAAGACCAAGUAAAGAGAACACUGUCAAGGUGAAGGCGCUGAAUGAAACUAUCCUACGUCUGAAUGAGAACAACCAGACGCUGAUGACGGAGAAUAAAACACUGAAGGAAGAUCUGCAGAAGGCUCUGGAUGACGGGGCUGUUCCCAAAUCAGAACGAAUGAAGGAUUAUGCGGAUAUGAAUAAGAGAGAGUUGCUGAGCACAUUGUCAGCCAUGAAGAAGAGGCUGGAUAAAGCUGAGCGUGCCGUUGACCUGGCAGAUGGAGACUCCAUUUCUCAACUUUCUGUGGACAGUCGCCGUGGUGAUGGUCCUGUCUCAGGUAAGAUAGUGCUGGAGGGCAGUACAGAGGAGAGGCUGACCCAGCUUGACCACAGGGAGACCGAGCUUCUAGACGAAAACCAGCGCUUAAAGACUGUGAUCAAGCGCCUGAGGGAAGAUCGCCAGUUGUACCGCACACAGCCUAAUGGAAAAAGUCUAGACCACAGGUCUCCACGACCAGAAGGCUCGGUAAGCGGUAGGGUCAGCCGCAGAGGCUCAACCCCACGAGGCAGAACACCAACUCCUAGAGAGAGGAUCCUCACCCCCAGAGACAGGCUGCCCUCCCCUGGAGCGAGGAAGUCCAGACAGGGCAGUGUGGCAGAAUCUUCGCGCAGUAGUUAUCGUUCAGAUGGUGAGGACCUGCGCAAGAGAGCUGAACGUUUCCAGAGGAAUCAUGCAGCCAAAAGCAUCCAGCGAGAGUGGCGAGCGCAUCGCAGUCGACAGGAAGAUGAACAGGCUCAGCAGUUUGAAUGGCGAAUAAGGCAUUUCCUAGAAAACAGGUCCGCCAAAACAAUCCAGCGGGAAUGGAGAGAUUAUCACCAACGAGAACUCGAUAGUAGGGUUAGAUGCUUCAGGGAGCAGCGGGCGGCUAAACGGAUUCAACACGAGUGGAAGGGAUACCGUAGCCGCAAGCAUGAGGCCGACAAGGAGGAUGCAACUGUGUCCAUCCAGGCAGCGCUGAGGGGUCACUCAGCCCGGAAGAGACAUAUGGCAAUGUACAGAGACUUUGAUGAUGCUAGCAGUACGCUGACGGACGACAGCUAUGAAGGUGCCAUCAACACCAUACAAUCCAGUCUGCGCGGUCACAUCGCACGACGACAGCGAAUGAGAACUGCCAGGUAUGAUUCCACAGCAGAUGAAGAUGAGGAUGAAGAUUAUGCGUCAUCAAGGAGACGUAGUGCAAGACCCCUCUCAGGAAAAUCUCUGUCCAGCUCAAGUUCAUCAAGACAUGGUCACAAUCCUGCCGGCAGAACUAGUAUAUUUUCUGCAAGAAAAAGCCCAUCAUAUGAUGAUGACGAUGAUGAAGAUGAUGAUGACAUUGUCGUAGGGUAACUGAUGGGGAUUCUCUCAUGGGGAAGAGGAUAUCAUUGCAAUGCUAUUGUGAGAUAUCGUCCAGAAGUAACCUGCGCUGAUCUCACACAUUUUCUGUUAAGCUCAAACAAGGACAUUAUUGACUUACAGUGAACUGGUGAUAGAAAGUAGGGAUUCCUGUGGGCAGGGGUCUGCAGGAUCCCAUCUGAAAACUGUUUUGCUGCAUGGAUGUGUUCAAUAAAUGAUCCCAUUAUCCCAAAAAAGCUUUUUGCUCUGCUUCAGCUAAAUCAUAGGAAAUCAUAGCCCAGAUAAUUGCUGGGCUCAGGUGGUGUAAACUUGUGUACUUGAUCUAUGAUAAAAUCAAGCCAUGUUUUAGAUGUAACUUAAUGAAACUUAUCCCUGCGCCUUAUUUGUUUAUAUUACUAAGGACAAAAUUAUUUAAUGUAAAGGGGAAAUAUUUGUGAGUUACGUGCAUACAAUGUAAUUUUUGUGAAAUAUUUAUACGGUAAAAGAAUCGUUUUGCUAUACAACUAAUUAUUAUGAUGACAACAGAUGUACAUGUAAUGUUGUCCAAUCCGUCCAUUGCAGUAAACUUUUUUAAGUACAGGUACAUUAUUUAUAUAGCAAGCUAGAAUUAUAAGAAAGUUUGUGUCAGAUAUUUGUAAAGAACGACUACAUGUGUAUUAAAAAAAAGCUGUUUUUUUAAUAUUUUGGAUGAAUGUAUUUACAUUUACAUUUUUUUGUAUUAGUGUUGGUUAUUCAUCCGUAUAUGUAAAUGUUGGGACAUUGAGGAUCUCCCUAAGAUAGGCAUAAUAUGUUUUUUUUUUAUGUUCCUGGGGCUGCUUUCACAAAGAGAUCAGAAGCCUAAACUGAUUGUAUAUCAUUAAGAUUGUAAUUGUAGCCCUAACUUACAUUUGACACCCUCUGGCAAGAAGGGAUUGUAAGCUAUGAUGGAUGGAAUUUACAAUCAGAAAUUAUGCCUCAAAAUUAAUGUUAAGUACAAAUAUUUGCCUUAAGUAGACUGUUAGACAUCAGUAAUUUCCACUCAAGUUGUCAAGUUUGCAAUGAUGUACAACUUAAUUGUCUCAAAAACAUGUUUGGAGAAUUUUUCAACAUGUUGUUGACAUCUGCUGAAUCAUUAUGAUGUAGAAGUCUUUUGAAAAUGAAGGCCAGACAAAUUUAUUGAGUGGUAUAUUUAUACAGACCACCAUGAUGUACAAGUCAAAUCUGGCAUGUGAUCACAGUUAUACUCUGCAAAGGUACAGUCAUCUUGCUAUACCUUUGUGCAAACAGCGUAAUUUCAUUUUACCAUCAGUUGUAAACUUACAAUCUGUUGUAGCUACAAUCUCUUUGUUCAAGCAGACCCAGAAAUUUUCUUGGAAUUCUGCAUUUCUCAGAUCGUAUUGUUAGUUUCAGAAUCUGCUUGGUUAUAAAUACUGUGUAAGGUCAGAAAAAUAUUGAAAAUGAAUGGGAAAAAUAGUUACAGAUACAAGUAGAUACAUGUAGGAAGGAAGAUCUUGUGAAAGACUAUACAUACUUAUUUUUAGACAGAUAAUUUUUUGGUAUCUCAGAAUAAUUUACAUACUUGUAACAUUAAUAAAGCAAAUUCAAAUUUGUUUAGACAUAGUGGUGUAUAAUAUCUUGAGACUAAUCGCCUGUGAGUUUUCAAACACUGAAAUGUUUUGUAGAUGCUGGUUAACCUUUACUGUGCAGGUCAUUUGUCAAUCUCAAUACUUCUACUUUAACUAAAUUAAGUCAAGUGCAGCAGAUUAGGCACUUAAUUGAUAUACAUGUAUGUAUACUACAGGCUACCAGAAACAGCACAAUAAACAAACAUUUCAGGGAAGGUAAGGCAGCAUGGUAAUAAACAUUUCAGGGUGGUCAGUGUUUUAGUGACAGUUAAUGUACAUGUAUAUAUUUUCGGAAUUACUGAAUUAUUGCUGAAUUGAUGCGCCUUCUGUGGAUGAACUAAAUAUACACAUACAUAUAUGAAGAAUUGUUCUUAGAGGCAUGCAGUGGUGCUGAUUAAUAAUUCUCCUGGGUGGGGAAAGUGACACUGAUGGUUAUGAAACGCUGGACCAUGGGGGUCAGGCUCUUGCACAUACACUGAAGGGUAAUAAGGUAUAUAUUACAUGAAGCUGUCAUAUGGAUUAUGGAAGAAUGUCAUAAUACUAAUAUUCACAAAAGAUUGGUGAAUUGAGCCAUAGCAGUUGCCAUAUGACACAUGGGAGUUUUGUAUGCGUUACAAGGGAUUGAUGAAAUGAGCCAGUGGCAGUGUUAAUAAUAAAAUACUUACAUUAUUUGGUGAUCUGUUUCGAAUUUCAACUGCUAAUUUAUUAAAAAUACCAAUUUCUUUAAUCAUGUAUGGUUGGUUCUUAACACCUGAAUGUCCUCUGUAAAUUACAUAUGUCCAGAUUGAUUAAUAAUAUAUGUGUAUUUUACCUGCUAAUCAUGUUCAUUUGAGCUUUAGAUUAUAAUAAAAUUUUAGAAAUAUGUA